This is a messenger RNA of Mollisia scopiformis, 2442 nucleotides long. Its product is annotated as actin-like ATPase domain-containing protein. The record is from RefSeq and is a predicted model, not a curated record. The coding region runs from base 186 to 2408 and encodes 740 amino acids. NCBI's taxonomy places the organism in Eukaryota, Fungi, Ascomycota, Leotiomycetes, Helotiales, Mollisiaceae. Gene Ontology annotation, biological process: regulation of DNA-templated transcription. Gene Ontology annotation, cellular component: cytoplasm; Ino80 complex. The transcript has 3 exons.
AUUUUAAGUUUUGCCGACCUCAGCCUCGAACAGCUAGAUGAUGAGAACAAUAGUUAGAACAAAUCAAUUGCUAAGCAACCGCAUUCGCCUUCAAAACCCAAAGCUAUUUCGACAAAUCCAGCAUCUGCCCGCGACUCUCAUCAUGAUCUAACAACACAACCAACGUUCAACCGAAACCAAAAACAAUGGCACCCUCCGCCAUCGACCCUCCAACCCAAAUGUCAGAGCCCAGCUCUACGAUUCCACCCCCUCGAUUAUACUACCCCGAAGAAGCGCAUUUCCGACGAUUCAUCAAACCCAAGGCAGAUGGAUACCAGAAAGCAAAAUCGCUAGGACACGACAAAGCGACGAUUGUCAUCGACAAUGGUUCUUCUACGACGAGGGCUGGAUGGUCUUUCGAAGAAGCCCCGCGCAUGAAUCUCACGCCCAUAUACUCGAAAUAUAGAGACCGGAAGCUGGCCAAGUCGUAUUCCUUCGUUGGCAAUGAUAUCUACACGGACACUACGGCGCGGGGGCACAUAAGAAAUGCUUUUGAGGCUGGCAGUGGUAUUGUCAGUAACUGGGAUGUUAUGGAAGCGUUGUUGGAGUACAUCUUCAUUAAAUUAGGUGUGGAUGGCUCGAAUGGGGGUAUCGAUGUACCGAUUAUCAUGACUGAAGCCGUUGCCAAUCUUCCAUACUCGCGGAAAUCUAUGACAGAAAUCAUCUUCGAGGCAUACCAGGCACCAUCGUUAGCCUAUGGCAUCGACUCACUAUUUUCCUACGACUAUAAUAAUGGCAAGACAGGACUUGUUGUAUCUUCUUCACAUAGUUCUACGCAUCUCAUACCCGUUCUCAAUUCAAAAGCUAUCCUAUCACAAGCAACACGACUGAAUUGGGGUGGAUCACAAAGUGCCGAGUAUCUCCUGAAGCUACUCCGUCUCAAGUAUCCUACUUUCCCAGGCAGACUCAACUCUUCCCAAACAGAGUAUAUGCUUCGCGAGCAUUGCUAUGUGUCGCAAGAUUACGACAACGAAUUGAGCAAGUAUCUUGACUGGACUGGAUUAGAGGAUCGCGAUCAUGUCAUCCAGUACCCUUUCACUGAAGAGAUUAUCGUGCAGAAGAGUGAGGAAGAGCUCGCGAGGAUAGCCGAGAAGAGGAAAGAAAGUGGUCGAAGAUUACAGGAGCAAGCUGCAAAAAUGCGUCUAGAGAAGCUAAUUCGUAAGGAACAAGAACUCGACUAUUACAGAGACCUGCAAAGCAAGUUAGCAGAUCAGAGCAAGAAGGAAAUCAAGCGGUUGCUGGAUGCUGAGGACCUGAAGGACGAAGCCGCUCUUGAACGAACGAUCAAAGAACUCGACAAGUCCAUUCGAAAAGCACGUACGAAAGAUGUGGGAGGUCCAGAAAUCGAAGAAGAGGUUGAAGAGCCCGAUUUCAGCUUACUGGAAGUCCCAGAUGACCAGUUAGAUGAAGCAGGCAUCAAGCAGAAGCGCCACCAACGCCUCAUGAAAUCUAAUCACGAAGCACGCGCUCGAGCCAAAGCCGAAAAGGAGAAGGAAAGGGCGAGGCUCGCCGAGGAGCAACGAGCAGACGAGGAAAAGAGAGAGAAUGAUCUUGAGGGAUGGCUGCAGCAACGGCGAACUGCUCGAGCCGAACUAGUCCAAAAGAUGAAGGACCGCGAACGCCUCAAAGCAGACCUGGGGAACCGCAAAUCCCUAGCAAGCCAGAUCCGCAUGAAGAGCAUCGCGAACCUCGCCUCCGAUAACCCGACCAAGAAGCGUCGGCGAGGGGGCGACGACGACAACUUUGGCGCCAACGACGACGAUUGGGGUGUGUACCGGCAGAUCGCAACCGGUGAGGGCAGCGACGACGAGGAGGAAGAGGACCUCGGCGCGAACCUGAAGACCCUGGAACAAGACCUGCUGAAAUACGAUCCCGAAUUUACCGACCAGCACACGCUGGACGCCCAAACGGACUGGACCAAGAGCCUCGUGCAUGCGUUUCUCCGCGGGCCCAGACCCUUCGAUCUCAAGAGCCAAGCAGAAGCCCACCAGCUGCAUUUGAACGUCGAGCGGAUCCGCGUCCCAGAAGUCAUCUUCCAGCCCUCAAUCGCGGGCCUGGACCAAGCAGGCAUCGUGGAGAUCGCAGCCGAUAUCCUGAACCACCGCGUGAGCGGCCGCGACGAUUUCCUAAGGGAUAUCUUCUUGACGGGCGGCAGUACGCUGUUCCAGAACUUCGAUGAGCGGUUGAGGGACGGGUUGAGGGCCGCGUUACCAGCAGAUGCUCCGCCGGUUGUGAGGAGGGCUAAGGAUCCUGUGCUCGAUGCGUGGAAGGGCGCUGCGAAGUGGGCAGGUGGGAGCGCGUGGAAGACGGCGGCGGUCACGAGGGAGGAGUAUUUGGAGAAAGGGGCCGAGUAUAUGAAGGUAUGUUGACUAAUCGAGCUUGGCUUCUUCGCUGGUGGUCCAC